UUCAGACUCAAGGUCCUUGGUUCAGACUCCCGUGUAACCGCGCCCUUAAACAAUAUCUUUUAUCUAUGGCGAAAGCGUUAAAGUAUGUGCUGCUACAAUUACGCUGUCGUAUUUUGUAGGUUAUGUCUGUUUCGAAUGCAAUAAUUGUAAACAGUUGUAAUGUUUACGCAACUGCAUUCUUUGGAGAAUGGAUACAGAUGAAACUGAAGAGGUUUGUAGAUAUCCACUAAAACCUCGAAAUAUACCUCCUCAGAACAUUGUCACUCGUUUGAUCAAAAGAGAAACGUUUGGUUGCAAGAAGCCCGGCACGCAUUUUCAUGUUGCUCGUGAAUUCCACCAGAACGUGUUUCCAAACUUCACCAUAGUUAACGUGGAGAAACCGCCUUGCUUCCUCCGCAAGUUCAGCCCCGAUGGCAAGUACUUCAUCGCUUUCUCGGCGGACCAGACCUCGUUGGAGAUCUACCUGUACCUGGGCUGCUCCGCGGCGGCGGACCUGGUGCACGGUCUCAGGGGCGAGUACGUCGGCAACAAGAGCGACCGGCAGAGCCACCAGAUACGCGCGCAGGUGUUCGAGAGGUUCUUCAAGCUGAAGUGGGUCGUCAACGUGGCGCAGAGCGGCGAGCAGUUGAAUCGCGAGUGCAGUCUGUUCACGGACGACGGUAGGUACGUGAUUGUGGGCUCCGCCGCGUACAUACCGGAUGACUUGCGGCCGCGCUUCCACCACAUCUACACGAACAACGAGGCGGUGACGCCGAAUCCCAGGUCUCCCUUGGAGGACUAUUCGCUGCACUUGAUAGACCUGGAGCAGGGCCGUCUGUGCGACACGAGGACGUUCAAGGUGGACAAGAUCUUCCUUUCCCACAACCAGGGUCUGUACUUGUACAAGGACACCCUGGCGGUGCUGUCCGUUCAGCACCAGACCAUACACAUCUUUCACCUGCUCGAUGGCAUGUUUGUCAACGUGCGCACGAUCGGACGGUUCUGUUACGAGGACGACGAUUAUCUGAUAUCCGCGGUUGUGCCCCAGGGCAACCCUGCGACUCAGGCCCAGCGUGCCUUCAGGGAGACCACCAUCAACUCCUUGAAGCACAGGCUCCUGGUGUUUCUGUACAGGCGAGCAGCCCACAUAAGGGAGAGGACUGGGGACCCUUACGAGCUGCGCAAGUUUUACCAGUAUUUUGAACAGUUUCGCGCGCUGCGCAUGUGGAAGAUGCAGCUGCUGGACGAGGACCACCUGCUGAUCAAGUUCGCGGGCGAGGACGUGGUGACCUUGAAGGCGGCGGAGCCCAACUCGCGCCCCUCCUUCCUGGUGGCGUAUGAGGUGUCGGGCGCCCGCGUGCUGGCGGUGCACGAGAACACCUCCCCGGACCUGCUGGCGCUGUUCGAGGGCUUCUGCGACCUGUUCCGCAACGCACGGCUGCACGCGCGCCACCCCUUCACCUGCUCCCCCUCCAACAACAUCCACGCCAGGCUGAUCCAGCAACGCUUCAAGCAGACGAUUGUGAGCGCCAGGUUUGGGGGCCUCACGGAGGCGACCAAGCGUUUGCUGGCCCAACUGCCAAUCAGUGCACAGUCGUACAGCAGCUCACCCUACCUCGACCUGUCCCUCUUCAGCUAUGACGACAAGUGGGUGUCUGUGAUGGAGCGGCCCAAGGCUUGCGGAGAACACCCAAUCAGGUUCUACGCCCGCGACUCCGGCCUGCUCAAGUUCCGCAUCUACGCCGGGAUGCUGGGCCGCAACCCCCCGCCCUCCGCCCGCCGCCUCGUCGCAUUCACCUUCCACCCUUCUGACCCCUUCGCAAUCAGCGUGCAGCGCACCAACGCUGAGUACGUGGUCAACUUCCACAUCAGGCAUGCUCCAGUGUGAGCAGCAUGCUGUCAGAGCCGAGAGACCAGCUCCUGGAGCUCGCUAGUGUCUGCGACUGCGAGUAUUACAAAUCUGUGAAUUAUUUUAUGUUAAAACAUUUUUUUGAAUAUAUACACAAAGUGAAAAUCAUUCACAAAAAAUAAAAUUAAAUAAUACCGGUAUAUAACUAGUAUGAGGUUAAAGUGCUUUAGUGAGAUAUAUCUGGAUAUUAUACAUAUAUAUUUGUUUUUAUAUGUAACAAAUGUUAUGUGAUUAUGAUUUAAAAUCAUUAAUAAUACUCUAUUUUUAUGUUUCUAAUCCAUUGGAUCAACAAAUUAAUUUUCAUACGUAAAAUUAAUUUUAAUGGUUUAAGAAAAUGCAUUUCCAGUUUUUUUUAUUUUCUCUGAUUUUAAACCUCUCCAUUAUGGUUCCAUACAUAUUACUUUUGCUUUCUUUUCCAUUUUACUGUGUUUUGGAUCCAAUUUUAUUGAACCCUGUGAAAUGUGGAAAAAAAAAAGUUUUACUGUAUGUUAAAAUUAGAUUAGAAAAAUGUUUGAUAUUUAUGAAUAAUUUAAUAUUUGAUUCAAAUAAAAAAAAGUCCUUUCUGAUUGAUUAAAGUCAAGUGGGGGGAGGGAUGGCAAUAGUUGGCCAGGUUUUGCGUGCUGCCGCGUAGUAUUGCGACUGUUACAAAUGCUCAAAUCCAGACAAUAUUAAAAGCUAAAAAACUAAAAAAAAUAGCCUAGGCAAUAUUACAGACAAGUAAUUAAACCUGAAGUAUAAAUAUCACAUGACAUAAUUAACUAAAGACAUUUACGUAUGAACUAUAAAAAUAUUUAAUUAUGACAUUGCUUGUCUAGGAAUUUAUAGUUAUGAGCAGGGACAAAGUUAUAUGGUGAAAUGCGAUAAAACUGAAAUAACAUUGAAAAGCAUGUCAGUACACCAUAUGAGACCAACAUUGAAGUUUAUACACCUCAAAGUGCCAAAAUGCAAUAAAAAUCAUUAAACUUAGCAGCAUUUUCAAUCAAAACUUAACGCUAACUACAAAAACUGAAUCUUUUAAAUUUUAAAUUCAAGGAAAUUAAUUUAUUUAUCAAAAAAAAAAUUGGAAAAAUAUAUUUUUUAAAUCUUGCAACUGUUAUUAGUUACUAAUUUUUACGUUACGACCUUAGAACAUUUUUCAAACUCAGAAAUACUUAACAGGAUUAUUUUCAUUGUUCCAAAAAGUUAGAUGUGCUUAUUACUAAUCAUUAUAUUUAAAAAUUAUAUUGUUAAGAGUAUAAUGUGGGGAAACUGGGUUUGUAAGAAACAGCCUUUUUAAGUUUUAUUACAGUUUUAUUAAUUACUAAUAUUUACAUUUCUAUUAAAUAAUUGUACUUAAAAACGUCUGUUCACCAAUCACUUGCACUUAAAAAUGUUUAUUCUCAAGUCACUCAAUGUCUGUCAAGUUCCACAGUUCGCACUCCUCACUGGAGCUAGGCUCGACAGUGAUUCACCCCUUACCUCGUGCCUGUUCUCUCCCACACAGACUCACGCCACUCAGUUGCACACUCAUGGUUCCGUCUUUCCUCGUCACGCCGCUGUCGAGGGGGUCUCUCACCCUCUUCGCCGAUGUCACACUCCUUCACUCGUGGAACUCUGUAAACUCUCUGAACUCUUGGCACUCCCGCGGAGCCUGACGUCAUCACUUACCGUAUAUACUCGUGUAUAGCGCGCCCUUUUUUCCCCUCCAGUAAAGGAAAAAAAUAAGGAUGCGCGCUAUACACGGAAAAAAAAAAAAGUGAGUAGAUGCGGCGGGGAGUGGAAGUCGUUAACUGCCGGUGACGGGUGACGUUUCUGGCCAGCCCCCCACACAUACGCACAAGCAACAAGGCCUCUCUUUCACACACACACGCACGCACACAACCUGGUCUCUCUCUCUCACACACACACACACACACACACACACACACGUGCACGCGCAAGCUCGCAGGUCUCUUGUUUAUUUUUAAACCUCCCCCUCUACAGAAAGCCAACACAGCUAGUAAAAUAAAAAAGAGAGCGAGAGAGAGAAUGUUGACACCAGUCCCCCCCCCUUCAACUUCCUUCGCUUUGUCGCAGCUGCUACCGGUGAGUCAUCUAGUCCUCCGUGUCACAUUCCUGCCUGCCUCCCUCCCUUCCUCCCGCCCACGUACCAGUUGUGACGAUACAGCGCUUCAUUAUCUUCCGUCUACACAGCAGAGUUUAAGUAUUUUCCUGACGCAUCACCACACAUCAAUUUAAAUUAUCAUUUGUUUCAUACGUAAUUACUUAACAGGUACCACAAAAUGUUAGUACAAUUUAUUUACGGGAAAAACAAUUUUUUUUCUUUGGAAUUUGUUGUAAAAAUCGUGGUGCGCGCUAUACACGAGGGCGCGCUAUACACGAGUAAAUACGGUAUAUACCUGUAGCAACCUGCUCAAAGGGACGAGGUUGGUUGUGAUGUGUCGCAUCAUUCCUGGCCAACCCGAUGCCUGAAACACCCAGAAAAGCGAUGCUUAUUCCACGCCACUCCUCGUGGCAGCCUUGGGAAACCCGCAGAAUUCCCAGGCCGCUAGUAGGGUCAUUGGCCUGAAACGGGAUGGUGCGAGGAGAGCGGAAGGGGGAUAGGGAGGACCCUUGUAAUCCGGCCAGGCAUGUGUGGCAUGCCUUACGUCAGUGGACGGUGCGUAGGACCGCCAGCCAGCUCCGAACCUGGUGCGUGUCACAGUCUUGCCUGCGUUCGUAACAAUAGCACGUAUCAGUCAAAACUACAUUGUUUUGGAGAAAUUAGUAUCAUGGAACAUUUAAGCAUCAUAUUUGUUCAGUAAUAUACUAUAUUUUUUAAUAAACAGAUUUCAUGAAAAAUAAAAGCAAUAACACCGAAAUUUCCUGUUUAAAAAAUGAAAGUGGCCUUAAAAAAAAUAAAAUCUUUUUCUAGUAAUGAGGCAUCAUUAAAUAAAAUGUAUUAUUCUAAUACAUAAACCCUAAAAAAUACACAGCAAUAAGAAUGCACUAGUAACACUGCCGAUGCACACACAACUAUGAACGGACGGGAGGUUCAAGUAAGCAAAGAGUGGGUGGUGACUGAUGGGUCACCUCGGGCUCAGGAGUGCAUAGUCCUGUCAGGUUAAAUGUGGUGUUAACAUCUAAAGUUCUGCACCAAAGUUCUCCACUGCAUUCUUAAGCGUAAAAUGCCACCUUGAUUCCAAGAGAUUUUCAGCUGUACCAAUUUUUAUUAUUUCGAAAUUGAUGAAUCCGCACUUUGCUGCAGCAGUCUUCAGGCGAACAUAGGCAUUAAACAUGACCCUCCUAAUGGGUACUCCAGUGCCGUGCGUCGAACAAAGAAAACAAAAACUUAAUCAAAUUUUGAAACUCAACUCAUGGAAAAAAAAUCGCUUAAACUAAGGUAAACCAGAAUAAAUAUAAAACAAAAACACCAUCUUGGAUUGAUUGUUUUUUAAAGCCUUCCAAUUCAUAUUAUUUAACUAACAAUAGUGUGCCGAUAUGAGGGCACAGAUGAUUACAAAAAGAGUAUGUGAAAGUGAAUAAGCCAUCAACGAUGUAAUGGCCAUUGCCAUGGAGGUCAUCAAGAUCAAUGUGGUUAAAAAUUGUUGAAAAUAUUAAUAAAAAAAAAAAACACGUGAGCAAGUCUUCCAGUACGUGCUAGCGAUGUGUAACGUCUAACCUUGGUGCCAAGCAAAUUCAUGUGUUCUCAUUUUGCAAAUACACUUAUAAUACGAAACUAGGAGACAAAAUUUAAGGUAGAAUUUUUUUUAAAAUAAUGCAGAUCAUAAUAAAUAUAUGCAAAUUGUGUUUUCAGCUACAUUUCUGGAUUUAAAUCACAUGUAGUUUCUGCACCUGCUGCUAGAAUUCGCUGAAGCAGCUUCGUUGACUAUAGAAUCAUUCCAUUUGCAGAUUGAAAUUCUAAACUAUAUGAUGAAACAGCUCCGUUGAAAGCUUUGGACCUGAUUUUCGACUAGUAUUUUUUUUAAAAUACUCGCCUUCUUGUUAAAAUUCAUGAAAUAGUUAAUACUAAAAUGUUUCCCUUUGGCUUUGUGAACUUUGGUUUGUGCCAUCUGAUACAGAUGGUAGCACCAUGGUUACACAUUUUCGUUCCUUUACUUCCGUUGCAUCCACAAAAUCACUCCAACCAAAUUGUGUAUACUAAGAGUUACACAUCUUAAAAAUAAAACUAAGAAGAAUCUACGUAACAAAUCUCACAUCUCUAGACCUCUCUUUCUCCACGAGACACGAAUGACAGACAGAGAAACUCUUUCUUUUGUUAAUAAGUUAAUAUAGAUACAGUAUUUUAGAUUUUGCUUUGUAAAGCAAAGCACAUAAUUACAGUCAAACCUCUCUGAAACGACCCCUCACGGUUCCCAGGAAUAGGGUCGUAAUAGAGGGGUCGUAAUAGAUGUUUUCCGAAAUUUUCAGUUCAUUUCAACCCCCGUUCCCAAACCGCUACUCGCUAACCAGCCGUACAAUGGCAGGAUGCUGUCACUCACAAUGCUAGACGGCUUUGCGUUAAACCCACUUCAACCUUCAUGACAAGUCCGUCGCCCUACAGGCCACCUCUAAAGAAAAUAUGUUAGUUUACAUGUACGUUUUCUGCUUUCCAUAGUUAAAUACACUAGAACCCCGAUGUCACGAACCCCGGAUUUAACGAAGCAGUGAUUUUACGAAUACAUUCUCGGGAACCGUCAAAAAAUUGGACAUUUUGACCAAAAUGUAAAAAUCGGAAGAAAAAAAAAGAAAAAAAAAAAGAAAUGAAAGAUCAUUAAAAUCUGUUAAUUUUAACACACAGCGUAUUUUUGUGUCUGCUUUAAUACUUCCAAUAAUGUUCAUGUAAGAAUAACAGAAAAAUAAUGGGACAUUUCCUUUAAAAAUAUGGUCCAGGACAGGGUGUUUUGUGCCUUCACCACCAUACUACGUAAGGCAAUGGUAUUCAUCAUCUCACCCAAUCUGCCUGUCAUGCCAUGGUCAUCUCACGGUGAUGAUGCUCGGGUAAACACUCCAGCCUUAAGGAUGAUCAGCCCACCUAAAAACUGUUGAAUAAAAGAUGGAAUAUUAUGAUUUUUCUCUCUCCUAUCUUAAGGUCCCUGCCUACUCGGGCACAUGUACAAUGUGCAGAGCUUCAGAAAAUAAUCACACAAUUUGACAACUGCUCAAGAUAUGAGUAAAAUGUUUCUUUAUGAAAUCUUUUAAGAAUAUGCUUAGGGCAGAUGAAUAAUUCUUUUUCUUUAUUUCAUUUACAAGCUGUAUUUUUAAAAGUGUGAAAUUAAUACAAAUGUGUUUUUUCAGAAUAAUUUUUAGUCAUGACGCACACAAGAGAUUCUUAAAAGCAUUUAAGGAACUUGCAUUACACCUUUAUCUUAAUUUCUCUGCUAUUUAAUGUUAGGGUCACAGCUCAUAUCUCAUAGUUGUCCUAUGCUCGGGGAGAAGACUGCGUUUAAGGGCUAUAUACCAUUCUAGAAACACCAGCGAGCGUUACAACUAUCAUCCUGCCUCACUAACACAAAUACACCCCUGACUAGGCCUUCUGAUCGCAACUUUCACUGGGUGAAAUUAUGUUUUCUAUUCCUCUGGGAUGCUUGAAAAAAAACUUCUUGAACUUGUGCUUUCCUCCCCCUUUACGAGCUUCUUAUUGGUUAGUGCGUGGGAGCGAACUUUAUCAGACAUGAACUGCGUCAUGGAUGUGAUUGUGUGCAUCUUGGUUGUGUUAUGUGUUACUUGUUCUCAUUUUGAAUGUGGAAAAAAAAAAAGCUACUAAUUUAUGAGGGUUAUUUACAAUUAUAAAAUAUUAUGUGACCUGUGGUUAUUUUGAGGUUAUAAUUUCCAAGUUUUUCUGUUCACUUUAAGGCUUAAACUUGCCCACCAUGUUCAGUUUAAGGUUUUUGUAAUUCUAGUUUUCAGUGAAAUAUUUUGAAAUUGGAACAGUAUCAGUUAAGUUUUAUAAAAUAUUCAGCUGUGAAAACAUGGAAAAUUAUUUACUAGUAAGUGACCAUGAUGCAAUUAGUCAAACAAAAGUUUGAAUUAUGAGUAGGGGCAGGCAUUUUUCGCGACAAGAUCUGAACACUUAUUAGACUGCAACAAGGUAUACCCGCACCUGUGGUUUCUUCCUUGUGAUUGGCGGCCGUCUGCGAGAGAAGUCGUUGCCUUAUUUGAACGGGCCACUCAGGACGCGUUUACUUCCGCACUGAAUCAAUGUGAUUGGUGUUGUUACAAUCGAUAUGUACCUGGGAGAAACUCACUCAAUCACGGAACAAAGACGAUGCUACAGUGUUUUAACUUUCAUUUAGUCUCAAAAUCUUUUCGUGAAAUCUGCAUGCCCCUAAUUAUGAGUAAUUGCCCAAAUUCUCAAAUAUUGCAGAUAAUGUGUAGAAUAUAUGUAGCUGCAAAAUUUGCUUAAAUAUGUAAUAAAUACGGACAAGAUUAUAUGGUAAAUUGUGAUAAAGCCAAAAUAACGUCGAAAAGCAUUCCAAUACACCAUAUAACACCAAAAUGCACUUAAAACACCAUAAAGCACCAAAAUUCAACAAAAAAUCAUGAAAUCAAUCAAAACUCAAUUCAAAUGACAGAGAUGCAAGCUUUAAUUUAUUAAAUUCAAUGAAUGUAAAUUAUUUAGCAUGGAGUUUGUACCAAAAUGUAUGUACGGAUUAGAAUGAAAAAUGUUUUGCUUUAUUUAAUUGCAACUGUCAUUAAUAACUAAUUUUUAUAUUUUGUACAUUUUAUAUUGGUACAUUUUUCAAACACACAUAUACUAGCUGAUAUAUUUUUAUGGUUCCCAGUAGAUAGAUAUGCUUGUAAAAGUGCAUCAUGUAUCAGUUAAAGUGACACUAUUUUAACAUUUGUUGUAUUUGUUGAAAAAUGUGUUAUAUUCAUGAAUAAACAGAGUUCAUAAAAUAAUUAAAAAUAAUUGCACCAAAAUUUCUUAUUAUAUAAACAAACUUUACCUAAAAAAACACAUAAAAUCUUGUCUCAAAUAAUAAAGUUUAUAUGAAACGCCCAAUCUACAAGUGCUGUUAGUUUACAAGUCGCUGUGAGCUUCACUAAGCAGACGGGUUAUGCCAAGGAGGAUAGAAAGUUAACUGUAUCAUCUUGUUCUAUGUCAGAAUUUAUCUUCUACAGACGGCUUAUAUAUAUGAUUAAGCUAUGAUGUCAUUGGGAAUUUUAAACCAUGAUCAUUUGAAAUUAUUUCUGUUUCUCUUACUAUGUUUCUGUAUUUUAUUUAUGUCUUGUAUUUGCUAUUUUAAGCAUUAUAAAAUAUUUAAGAAUAUUUGGAAGUGGCUUCCUGUUUGUAAGUCUCAAAUAUUUGUUGGCAUCUGUAAAUACUGCACCAAGUGCGCAGAAUUCGAACCUCUAAGUAGGAAUUGUCCAAGACAUUCUAGUCCCUAGGUAAAUAGUUUCUCCGGAAGGAACAGGAGGCAGAAGUGUUUGUUUCCGGCAGCUAGAUAAAAAUGUCCUAAUUUAAUUACAUAAAACUGAAGUACAUAUUUCCCUGUCCUUACUGACAGGAUGUGAUGCCAACAUAUUCUGGGCACCGAAAAAGUGUAAAUGAUUUAAGAAUUUACUUUGUGAGUGUGUUAUUUCUCAUAAUGUCUGCAAAAAUAUUUGGUGCUAUCUGAAGAGGUUACUGUAGCCAUUUUCCUUCAAAUGACUUUUGACUGAACUGUCAAUUCAUCAGCAAUUGUGAUACAUGUUUGUGACGAAUAGUAAACUUGAACAUUUAAUUGCCUAGUUAAAUAAAGUUGAUUGAUUUUAGGCGAGACACAACUGAAUCUUAUUUAUUGAAAUUAGAGCUUUAGUGGGUCUACCCCUAAUGUGCAGAAGGGUCACCCCUUCGUAUGGGUUGCACCCUUAAUUUUGGGAAAAAAAAAGUCUAACAUUUUCAUUGUAAGGGUUGCCCUCGAUUAUGAGUCGCGUCAUAUGACUGUCUCCAGUCUUUAUGGUCCAUGCCUCAGAUUACUGCGCAUAAGAAAGGCACUGAUGUCCUUCGUAUUUCUCUUCUUCUUCCUUAUGGCCCUUCCUACUCCUUACCCCUAACACUAACAAAAAAUGCAAGGGAAAAGAAUGCUAUUUUUAUAACCAAUUUUCCCAUCCUGUCUUCUCUGAGAGAGAACAGACCGCAGGCUAUUUCCUUGUGAACAAAAAGUUGGUCAGUUUCUUUGAUAAAAACAAGCACGUUCUUUAAACUAGUUUUGUCGUGAAUGAAUUGUUGCAGUAGAAAGCAUAUGAAAUCUCACGCAUAAACAAUUUUUGGACACAGUUGCAUGACAAAAACCUGUCGAGUUAGACGUGAUAAUUGUGUACCGGUGCCAUUUCACGAGAGAGGUGGAGGGGGGAGAACCAUGAACACUGCUGCAUGGCCACAUGCACUCACACAUGCAUGCACUCCCUACCCCGCUUUCUCUCUGGCUGGUUUAUUUUUAGAUUCCCCAUCUUGCAGAGCACCACAGCCCGACAGCAGACAGCCACGUCCGCUAGCUGUGUAGCCGCAUGGCGCAGUUCAUGAUUAUUUACACUUACUGCUGAGAUAUUAAAUUAAACAAUUUAUAUACGUAUACUCGUUACAUAUUUAUUAAAAAAAAAAUACAGGCUAGUUUUUUAAGCAUACAACAACAGUGAAAUGUUAAUUUUUUUUUACCCAAAGUGGAAAUUUUUGCAUAUGGGUCGCAUGCAACUGUGUCAGGUCAUGGCCUGGCAAUGCCACCAAAGGCUCGCCCCCAAGGAAAUGAGUUAGAAUCAAUACUAGGGAUCUGCCUUUGCAUUUAUUCGAAAAAUUAUUCAUGAUAUGUGAUUAAUUUUAAAUCAAAUAUGUUUAUUUAAUUAUUCAUUACCAAUAGAUACACCAAGUGGGAUUCAACAAAAAAAUUUAAUUGAAUUAAAAUAAAGUAAAAUGUUUGAAGUUAAAAUGAUUCAUUGAGAAAUUUGUAUU
Messenger RNA from Bacillus rossius redtenbacheri, 10778 nucleotides. It is a transcript of the gene abo, whose product is annotated as DET1 homolog. Gene Ontology annotation, biological process: positive regulation of proteasomal ubiquitin-dependent protein catabolic process; protein ubiquitination. Gene Ontology annotation, cellular component: nucleus; cullin-RING ubiquitin ligase complex. Gene Ontology annotation, molecular function: ubiquitin protein ligase binding; ubiquitin-like ligase-substrate adaptor activity. Lineage: Eukaryota; Metazoa; Arthropoda; Insecta; Phasmatodea; Bacillidae. The record is from RefSeq and is a predicted model, not a curated record. The coding region runs from base 188 to 1867 and encodes 559 amino acids. The transcript is spliced from 4 exons.